Messenger RNA from Rhizophagus irregularis DAOM 181602=DAOM 197198, 791 nucleotides. RefSeq lists its product as uncharacterized. Gene Ontology annotation, cellular component: nucleus; cytoplasm. Gene Ontology annotation, molecular function: ubiquitin protein ligase binding; protein tag activity. The record is from RefSeq and is a predicted model, not a curated record. Gene Ontology annotation, biological process: protein ubiquitination; modification-dependent protein catabolic process. Lineage: Eukaryota; Fungi; Glomeromycota; Glomeromycetes; Glomerales; Glomeraceae.
GAUAUUGGGAGAAAAAGUUUUUGGAAUAUCGGUCACGGAGUCCUUCAUUGAUUGGUGAAAAUGGCAACUACGUAAGCGAUAUUAGUUAUGAUAAUCAAAUCUGUAUAUUCGUCUUCAUAUUUUUCAUUUAAGCAUUUAUUGAUACAAUUACCGUAUGUUGUGUUGCUUUUCAUUAUAACGAGUCCACUUUGCAUCCAUCCCAAAUUUCGCCAUGCAGGUAUUUGUAAAAACACUAACCGGAAAAACGGUAACCUUGGAGGUAGAGUCGUCUGAUACCAUCAGCCUAGUUAAAUGCAAGAUCCAAGACAAGGAAGGAAUUCCCCCUGAUAGUCAACGUUUUAUUUUUGCUGGAAGUCAAUUGGAAGAUGAGCGUACCUUGAGUGAUUAUAAUAUCCAGAAAGAGAGCACAAUUUCUCUCAUCUUGAAACUACGUGGUGGGAUGUUUCAAGAAACUAGUGGCCGCAAUGGAUUUGCAACACUCACGCAAAAUGUGCUAACACCUAAAGAACGUCCACAAAAUGGAAUUCGUGCGGUAAAAGUGAAUGGAAAGGAACAAGGUUGACACUGAUGGAUCGCUUCUUACUAUUUAAAUAUUCGGAAUGUCCUGAUUUUAUGACUUGUGCUUUGAUUGUAUUACAAUGUCUAACUUGCUUAAUGCAGACCCAAAGGAGUCUCCGAAAGGACCUUCUGUUGCCUCCCCAAUAGUGUGCCAAAGAUUGGAUGGAUGUCACUGAUCAGAUGCAGCAUGAGUUGGUUCGAGAGUUUGGAUAUUCAGAUGAGGCAGUACAAUU